AGUUAUCUGAGUAUAGGAGUUGAACACAAGAACUAACGGCGAGAGCACUGGUAGCCGAGACGCCAGAGCAUGACUAUUACGGCUAAAACAAAAUCAAUUUCAUCAACGAUGUGAAUGCAUUGGUUAGUAGUGUUAGCCGAGAGAAGUGGUGUCAAUACAUAGAUAUUAUUUAUUCAUUAUUUAGAAAAUAGAGAUUUUUGUUGUUUUAAAUUCCUGUAACCAAUUGGCCAUUAAUAGGAUUUAUAGUAAUAGUCUCUGGGAUUGCGUGCAAAGCAUUUCUGUAGAAAUCUUUCCAAUUUUUUGUAGAUAUAUAUAUAUUUUAUGAAAAUUUCUUUUAUUAAUCAAAUGUCUGCAUCCGUUUGAGUAGAGAAACAAUGCCUGAGAAUAAUAAAGAGAUUGGCAAAAUAGGCGGCGGGAUGUUUAUAUUGAUCCUGAUCAUCCUAUUUUUCGCCGCUCAUGGAGGCUCUAAUGAGAUGAUGUACCUGACGCUCGCGUUUGUAUUCAUUAUAAUCGCAUUGUUUUCAUACGGAUUCUGGUCGUCCGUUUCCAAAGGAGAAGGCAUUUGGCAGUAUUGGGGAAAACAGAACCUACAGCACCAGCAGAUAUCAAACCCGAACUACCAUUACGGCGGAUCCUUUAGAAACUACAAGUCAAACCCCAAUAAAGCGGUCCACAUCUGCGCGCCGCCUAAGAUGGGAGGCGCCCGACUCAACAUAUACACCAUACCAUUAAACCCGUCGCUGCAACGAAACUCAUCGCUCAAUUCGCCGCACCGGCCCUUAGGGCGCACCCCCUCCUCAGCCCAUCGACACAACUAUCAUCACAACCACAAUAGGAGUAGUUUUAGGCGAAAGCCCGACACCAACGAGGAGGAGGUGAAAGUGGAGGUCUAUCGCCAGUCGGACAAUAAGACCACAGAUAAUACCGAAUCCAAAGACACGUCUGAAAUAAAAGAAAUUCAAAUUUCCAUUCCGUCGGAUAAAUGAGUACUUCUCCAACAUUUAGUUAUUAUUAAAAUUGUCUUAAAGUCAGUCAACCAUACAAUCUUUAUGACGAACAAAUUUUUUUAUCAGGUUUACUAUUAUUAUUAAGCUCUCUCUCUCUCUCUCCCUCUCUCUCUCUCUC
This is a messenger RNA of Oppiella nova, 1125 nucleotides long. The record is from the annotation of a GenBank genome assembly. Lineage: Eukaryota; Metazoa; Arthropoda; Arachnida; Sarcoptiformes; Oppiidae.